Molecule: messenger RNA, 1826 nt
Organism: Electrophorus electricus (electric eel)
Lineage: Eukaryota; Metazoa; Chordata; Actinopteri; Gymnotiformes; Gymnotidae
Gene: nceh1a
Product: neutral cholesterol ester hydrolase 1a
Cellular component (GO): membrane
Molecular function (GO): carboxylic ester hydrolase activity
Source: RefSeq, a predicted model, not a curated record
UGUCACAGCGCAUAAUUCUCAGAUGGCGAAAACGUAUCACCCACGGCGAAGUCAUUUCAUCAUGAAGCUGCUCUGUGGUUUUACCGUGUUAUUAACUGCUGCCGUUGCCUACUACGUGUAUAUUCCUUUACCUAGAAGGCUCUCGGAACCGUGGAAACUCCUGGUGGUCGCGGCAGCUUUUCGCGGCGUGACACAGGUGGCAGACAUCACACACUCUCUCGGAUUGGGACAUCACAUCCACAUCAUCAACCAUGCUGUGACCAUUUUUGAGAGCCUGAUUCCGGUGGACUUUGAGGGUGUCCAGAGCCAUGACGCUGAGUUCCACAGCGUCCCUGUACGCGUGUAUGAACCCACACAGAUGAACCAGGUCACCCUGAGGAGAGCAGUAGUGUUCUUCCAUGGAGGAGGGUGGUCCCUAGGCUUUCCUAAACUUGGGUCUUAUGACCUACUCUGUAGGAAAAUGGCUGCUGAACUUAAUGCAGUUGUCGUAACGGUGGACUACCACAUGGCCCCUGAUGUGCGUUUCCCCGUGCAGUAUGAGGAUUGCCUUCAGGCCACACGCCACUUCCUGAGGCCUGAGGUGCUGGCACACUACUCUGUGGAGCCGCAGCGUGUAGCUGUUUGUGGAGACAGUGCAGGGGGCAACCUGGCAGCCGCAGUGGCCCAGCAGAUUGGAAAGGACAACAGUACUGCUGGAACUCUUAAGCUCCAGGUGUUGAUCUACCCUGUGCUUCAGGCAUUGGAUUUCAACACAGCGUCCUAUCAGCAGAACCUCAAUGUACCCAUCCUAUAUCGGGAGCUGAUGGUUCACUACUGGCUGGAGUACCUGGGUGCUGACCCUAACCUUAUCCACAGUCUUCUACUUAACAACCACACGGCCCAGGACCAGAUCCUCGCUGAUCCGCACCGCACCAAGCUUGACUGGAUGACACUGCUCCCAAAGCACAUGCGGAAGAACUACAAGCCUGUCAUUCCAGCAGUUGGCACCCCGUCUAUCCUAAAAGACGUACCGGCACUAUUGGAUAGCCGAGCUGCUCCCCUGCUGGCAGAAGAGGAGGUGCUGAGCAUGGCUGCUCGUGCUUACAUUAUGACCUGUGAGCAUGAUGUCCUGAGAGAUGACGGCACCAUGUACGGGCUGCGGCUGCAGCAGGCGGGUGUCUCCGUCACUCUGCAGCACUAUGAAGAUUGUUUCCAUGGCUGCGUGAGCUUCGCUUUCUGGCCCUUAUACUUCUCCGUGGGAAUUCGGGCAGUGGAAGAUUACAUUGCUUGGCUUCAGGAAAAUCUGUAGGUUUUUUAUCUUCUGCUGCACUUUGCACAUUUUGUGAUUCUAAAUACUUCCUAGACAACAGAUGUUUCUGUGGUGGUAUGCAGAGUGCCUCUGAAAUAUACAGCUUUUGAGGAGUUUCUUCUCUGCUUGCUCUCUAACAUAUAUAAGAUUGUAUCAGUUUGGUGAUUGCGCAAUCAGUAUGAAGGCAGGCUGAUGUGGCAUCAGUGAAAUGUUGCAAAUGUAUCAUUAAAAUGACUAACAUUUAUUUUCUUUUGAAAUUAAAUUUCUGCUGUAAGUGCUGUUGUAUCACAGAUAAGAAAUAUAUGCAUAAUCAGAUGUUAUCACUCAGUGUAUUUCAUGAGAAAUGUUUUGAGCGCUUGACAAUAAUGUGGCCAUUAUUCCUUGAUUUUUGGCCUGUACACAUUUUUCUGUUAACACCAUUAGUGAUUACCUCAAUUGAAUGUGGGAUUUGGUAUUACUCCAGAAGUGAAUUUAAAAAGUUGCUGAUGGAGAAUAACAGCAUGAACCACCAAUAAACGAACCUAAUCCACCAAAAUAA